GUUUCUUUUCAAUUUGUUAUAUCAGUUGACAAAAGUCUCUGAACUCACUUCACAAGAAUGAUGGUGGAGACACGUUUGUUGUAAAGGUUUUCACUAUAAACACAGCGGCACAUGCUGCCCCUGCGCUCCUUUAUUAGAUUUGUUCAAUUGCCUCCUACAUGAGCAAAAAAUAGAUCCUCCCCCAUCUCCUUAUUUCCCCCCUAAAAAAGGCAUCUCCUCUUCACACAAUCUUCUAUGCUAUACUCUUUAAGCUGCUUGAAUCUCAUUGAGGUUUGAUAACAAGGCCGUUUUUAACGUUUUGGCCAAGACCAUUUUGCCAUCCGUCAUUGUUUAAGCUCAUUCUGCAUUCCAUCGUCUUGAUUGAUUGAAUCUGACCAAUGGGUUUGUUGCAAUAUUCGUGAUUCUUGAUUGAAAUAAAGGGACGGGUUUUCUUUCAAUUCUUGAUUUGGGGGUCUCAGAUUUGGGUUUUUUUGUGUGUGUGGAUUCAAUCUCGGGGAUAGGCUGUUCUCAUUUCUUGUUUUGGCGGUGAAUUGGGGAAGAUAAAGGUAUAAGAUGCGGCGGCGGGCGGCCGAUUAUCGGCGCCCGGUUCGAAGGAGGCUAUCUUGUUGGAUCUGGUCGCUUCUUGGAAUAUUCUCAAUUGUAGGUUUCGUUUUGUUUGUAGUUCAUCAUCAUCAUGACCACGAGGAUCACGUAGAACAACCUGUUUCGGAAAGAGAGUCUAGGAAUGAGCAGGUUGUGCAUGAGCGUAUGAAUCUCACACAAGAGAUGUUAAGUGUUAAUUCAUAUGCCAGACAAAUAGCAGAGCAAACAACACUAGCCAAAGCUUACAUCAUUAUAGCAAAAGAGCACAACAAUCUUCAUCUUGCAUGGGAGCUGAGUACAAAGAUAAGAAGUUGUCAACUUUUACUCUCAAAAGCUGCAAUGAGAGAUGAGCCCAUUUCUCUAGAUGAAGCUGAGCCAAACAUAAGAAGUCUAUCUUCUCUCAUCCUUAAGGCACAGGAUGCCCAUUACGAUAUUGCUACCACUAUGAUGACAAUGAAAUCACAUAUUCAAGCUCUUGAAGAGCGUGCCAAUGCUGCAUCUGUUCAAAGUAUGAUGUUCGGACAGUUAACAGCUGAGUCUCUGCCAAAGAACCUGCACUGCCUAGAAAUGAAGCUCAUGGCUGAUUGGCUUACAAAAAAGUCAUUGCAGGAUUUUGCUGAUGAGAGGAGAAACUCACCUCGUUUAGUAGACAAUAACCUGUAUCACUUCUGCAUAUUUUCAGAUAAUCUGUUGGCAGUUUCAGUAGUUAUCAACUCAACUGUGGCCAAUGCUGAUCACCCUAAGCAGCUAGUUUUCCAUAUCGUAACGGAUUCAAUACACUAUGGAGUGAUGCUGGCUUGGUUCCUGAACAAUGACUUCAAAGGUUCUACAGUAGAAGUACAGAAUAUUGACAACUUCACUUGGUUGAAUUCAUCUUAUUCUCCUGCUGUAAAGCAGCUAAUGUCCACAGAUUCCAGGAAGUAUUAUUUUGACGGAUCUCAAGAUACGGGUGUCGAGCCAAAGUUCCGGAAUCCAAAAUAUAUAUAUUUGUUGAAUCACCUUCGGUUUUACAUCCCUGAGAUUUACCCCCAGUUGGAGAAGAUUGUUUUCCUUGAUGAUGAUGUUGUAGUUCAGAAGGAUCUGACACCUCUCUUUUCACUGGAUUUGCAUGGAAAUGUGAAUGGAGCAGUAGAAACUUGUCUUGAAGCUUUUCAUCGUUAUUACAAGUAUCUCAAUUUUUCAAAUCCACUCAUCAGCUCUAAGUUUGAUCCCCAGGCGUGUGGAUGGGCAUUUGGUAUGAAUGUUUUUGAUUUGAUUGCUUGGAGGAAAGCAAGUGUUACUUCCCGAUAUCAUUAUUGGAUAGAACAAAAUGCUGAUAGGACUAUUUGGAAGCUAGGAACCCUUCCACCUGGACUAUUAGCUUUUUAUGGAAUGACAGAGCCACUUGAUCGGAGGUGGCAUGUGUUGGGAUUAGGUUAUGACGUGAAUGUUGACAAUCGCCUGAUAGAGAGUGCAGCAGUGAUUCACUUCAAUGGAAACAUGAAGCCAUGGCUUAAGCUACGCAUUAACAGGUAUAGGCCUUUGUGGGAACGAUAUGUAAAUCAAACGCACCCACACCUUCAGGAUUGUGCUACACAUUGAAACACUAUACUUUUCCAAGUACGAUCACAUACUCGAUCCCAUCAUUGUAGAGUUAGAAAUAGACAAUUUUGCCCUAUUAAGGAUUCUUCCCUAGUCUUUCUUCUUAUCAGUUUAGUAGUGUGAAACUGAUAUUAUACACUGGAACAAGCAUGCAUUAAGAUAAAAGGGUUUAGGGGAAUCACUUAUGGUUGAGAGGUUUUCUCUGUCUCUACAAAUGAUAGAACAAAUUUUUCUAGUAAUAAUCUUGUUCCUUUGAUCACAUCUAGGUUAGAUAUUUGUCUUUGCUUUUUUGUUGUUCUGUACGCGGAUCCAAUUAUUUUUAGUUGCUGUAACAUAUAACUACUGCAACAUAUGUAAGUGAUUUAUACUGAUGAUAUGAUGCAUCAGAGCGACUAUUAUGUUUUUUCGCCUUU
Molecule: messenger RNA, 2576 nt
Organism: Solanum verrucosum
Lineage: Eukaryota; Viridiplantae; Streptophyta; Magnoliopsida; Solanales; Solanaceae
Product: hexosyltransferase GAUT11
Exons: 2
Coding region: 553-2163 (536 amino acids)
Molecular function (GO): polygalacturonate 4-alpha-galacturonosyltransferase activity
Source: RefSeq, a predicted model, not a curated record